GGCCGCCGCGCGGCUGAUGUACGGCACCGGGUGCGCUGCUGUCGCGCGGUCCGGCCGUAAAGCGCAGGCGGGAAAUCAAGGAAGGGAAGGGAGAAGGUCGCGCUCCGGAGGGGAAGCCGGCGUAGAUACUUCAGGGUGAGGAGAGUGUUGGGCUGAGACUGAUGAAGAAGACCCUGGUUCGAAUGCCUCCUGCCACGAAGCUCCCUGGGUGACCUUGGAGCACUCACAAACUCCCAGCCUCACCUACCUCGCAGGGUUUGUUGUGAGGACAAAAGAGGAGGAGAGCCACACAUUGCCGCCUUGGGCUCUUUUCAGGAAAGGUGGAACGUGAGUGUGGUCAGCAAUCUGCUUCGUGCUCCAGAUGUGGUCAUAUCAGUGCUGAAAAGUGGGAAAUAGCAGCUCUUGGGAUUUAUCUGUGGGGCUCGGAAAGGGCUAAAGGACCCUUCAUCAAGAUGUUCCUCCGGCUCUUGUCUGAUGUCCGGUGGCAAAGAGCUAGCCCAGGAUGGAGAAGCAUGACCAGCUCCCGGCACAGUAGCACAACUGGAGCAGAACCUCACCUGACCCCUCUGCCAUCACAUGCACAGGUGGUUAUCUGUGGGGGUGGAAUCAUGGGCACAUCAGUGGCAUAUCACCUCUCCAAACUCGGGUGGAAGGACAUCGUCUUACUGGAGCAGGGCAGGCUAGCUGCUGGUUCCACGAGAUUUUGUGCCGGCAUCGUAAGCACAGCACGGCACCUGUCCAUCGAGCUGAAGAUGGCCGACUACUCCAACAAGCUGUAUCAGCAACUCGAGCAAGAGACUGGGGUAAAAACAGGUUAUGUGAGAACUGGCUCUAUCUCUCUCGCUCAGACGCAAGACCGGCUGAUCUCCCUGAAGCGCAUAGCCUCACGGCUCAAGGUCAUGGGGAUCCCAUGUGAGCUCAUCCCGCCCAAGAGAGUGACGCAGCUCCACCCGCUUCUCAACAUCCACGACUUGGUGGGGGCCAUGUACCUCCCAGAGGAUGCUGUCGUUUCAUCAGCCGAUGUGAGCCUCGCUUUGGCCAGCGCUGCCUCUUUGAAUGGUGCCCAGAUCCAUGAGCGGACGAGUGUUAUCCACGUCUUGUGCCAAAAGGGUUGUGUGGCUGGAGUGGAGACUGACAGAGGGAUGAUCGAGUGCCAGUAUUUUGUUAACUGUGCUGGGCAGUGGGCUUACGAGCUGGGCCUUUCCAACGAGGAACCAGUCAGCAUCCCUCUGCACGCCUGUGAGCACUUCUACCUCCUGACCCGGCCCUUGAAGACGCCGCUGGAGAGCAGCACGCCAACUAUUGUGGACCCUGAUGGGAGGAUCUACAUCCGCAGUUGGCAGGGGGGCAUCCUUUCAGGCGGCUUUGAGAAGAACCCCAAGCCGAUCUUCACGGAGGGCCGGAACCAGCUGGAGAUACAGAACCUGCAAGAGGACUGGGAUCACUUUGAGCCACUUCUGAGUGCCCUUCUGCGGAGGAUGCCGGAUCUGGAGGCUCUGGAGAUCGUGCAGCUGGUGAAUUGCCCAGAAUCCUUCACUCCAGACAUGCGGUGCAUCAUGGGAGAGUCGCCCAAUGUGCAGGGCUACUUUGUCCUGGCAGGGAUGAACUCGGCUGGCACGUCUUUUGGUGGAGGAGCAGGCAAGUACAUGGCUGAAUGGAUGGUGAACGGCUACCCCUCUGACAACGUGUGGCCCUUGGACCUGAAGCGCUUUGGGGCUCUGCAGAGCAGCCGCACCUUCCUCCGCCACCGCGUCAUGGAAGUGAUGCCCCUGAUUUAUGACCUGAAAGUUCCCCGCUGGGAUUUCCAGACCGGCAGGCAGCUGCGCACGUCACCCCUCUAUGACCGGCUGGACGCACAAGGAGCCAGGUGGAUGGAGAAGCACGGCUUUGAGAGGGCCAAGUACUUUGUGCCGCCUGGGAAAGACUUGCUGGCCCUGGAUCAGAGCAAGACCUUCUACAAGCCAGACUGGUUUGACAUUGUGGGGGCAGAGGUCAAGUGCUGCAAGGAAGCCGUCUGCGUCAUUGACAUGUCCUCGUUCACCAAGUUUGAAAUAAGUUCCACAGGGGACCAGGCCCUGGACGUCUUGCAGUAUCUCUUCUCCAAUGACCUGGAUGUGCCAGUGGGGCACAUAGUGCACACAGGGAUGCUCAAUCACAACGGAGGAUACGAGAACGACUGCAGCAUCGUCCGCCUAAACAAGCGCAGCUUCUUCAUGAUUUCCCCCACAGACCAGCAAGUCCAUUGCUGGUCCUGGUUGAAGAAGCACAUGCCUGUUGACAGCAACCUGUUCUUGGAAGACGUAACUUGGAAGUACACAGCAUUGAAUCUGAUUGGCCCACGCGCUGUAGACGUCCUAUCAGAGCUGUCCUAUGCUCCGAUGACCCCAGAGCACUUUCCAUCCCUCUUUUGCAAGGAGAUGAGCGUGGGCUAUGCCAACGGCAUCCGUGUCAUGAGCAUGACGCACACCGGAGAACCGGGAUUCAUGCUCUACAUCCCCAUUGAGUAUGCUCUGCACGUGUACAACGAGGUGAUGAGCGUGGGGCAGAAGUACGGGAUCCGGAAUUCUGGCUACUACGCCCUCCGCAGCUUGCGCAUUGAGAAGUUCUUUGCCUUCUGGGGCCAAGAUCUGGAUGCUUUCACCACGCCGCUGGAAUGUGGGCGCGAGUUCCGGGUUAAACUAGAGAAGGGCACUGACUUCAUAGGGCGGGAGGCGCUGAUGCAGCAGAAGCAGGAAGGGGUCUACAAGCGCUUCAUCAUGUUCAUCCUUGAAGACCACGACACAGACUUGGACCUGUGGCCCUGGUGGGGGGAGCCCAUCUACCGGAAUGGCCAGUACGCCGGCAAGACCACCAGCAGUGCCUAUAGCUACACACUGGAGCGGCACGUCUGCCUGGGUUUCGUCCUGAACGUGGACCCAGAGACCGGUGAGGAGCAGCCGGUGACACCCGACUUCGUCAACCAGGGCGAAUACGAGAUUGAUAUCGCAGGGCAGCGCUUCCAGGCCAAGGCCAAGCUUUAUCCCUUCAGCUCCCUCUUCACCACCCGCCGGCGCAAGGAUGAAAUGGAGUUCAGUGGCUUCCAGGGGAAAUAACUCAGUGCUGCAUCUUUCAGACUUUUUAACGCUGCUGCUCGUUGGGACUUUGUAUAGCCCCUCUGGUCUGUUACAUUUUGUAUAUCAUAACACUUCCCCCCACCCCUUUUCCUCUCCUUCCAUACAUAUCUCUUCUUUUCUGCUCAUCCUGGUUGUUUUCCAACAUUGGCUGAAGCCCCUGAGCUCCAGGCCAAAAGGGCUCUGUUGCGUCCUGAGCUCCAGCCUCCACUUGUCCAAUCAGCAAGGACUCCUGUGCCCUGAGAACAUUGGCUGUGGCCUGGUGGGACUUCUUGCGCUUGGAAGCAGCCUCGGGCCCUUGGGAUCUCUCCUCUCUUGCAACGUGUCACAUCACCCCAGGGCCCAUCAGGCACCUGUGCACCAACACCCAGUGGCCAGCCCUUGUCCUUUGCAGUUUUCUUCCUUGUGCUGCCUGUUGGAGAGGCCAGCAGGCAUUGUAAGGUAACAGCGAGUUUUUCUCCAUGUUAGGAGUGGGUGUGAGCAAUCUAUGAGCUGCACCACAUAGGGUCAGCAUCCUACAGAAAAUUUGGCUUCCCUGGAAUGGAGUUGCCUGGGUCAGCAUCCUACAGAAAAUUUGGAGUCCCUGGAAUGGACUCCUCAGUGUCUAUGGAUUGUGUGGCUGAGGGUGCUUGCUUCUGGGUUUGCAGAAUCCCCCUUCCCUUCUGCUUUGUUCUUCUUUGUGUUCAGUCUUGGAUUGGUUGGUUGGUUGGUUGUGCAAUAUAUGGUGUUCAAAACCCUCACCUGUGCCACUUAGGGGCUGACCAACCUUUAGUCAACAGGCCUGUAGUUGCUUAGAGGUUGGGGCUGAGGGCUGUGGGUGUAAGCUGCACCAUCUUAACAAUGGCUGAGCCAUGGGUUGUGUCUUGGCUUUGUGUUGGCACCCACCCCCCCAUCCAAGUCCUGUGGGUAAGUGGUUGGUCACCUUUGCUUGGCCCCAGAAUGGCUCUCCUCCUUCCCAGCACUCGCCUCCUCUGCAGCUGCUGAGACCAGAAUCUUGCAUGCCAUCUUUCACAAGGAGGGCUGUCCCAUCUCAGGCUUUAGGGAGUGUUUGUGUUGGGUGGAGGGAAGAGUCUCAGUCUUCUCACUGUCAUGGAAAUGAUUUGAGGCUGGGGUUUCUUUAAGCCAGGGAAAUUUGCCCUGAAAGGCAGGCAUGCCAUGCCAAAGAGUGUGACCUCUGGCCACUUGCAGCAGUCCAGUUAGCUGUCACUGCAAACAAGAAAAGGGAAACUGAUCUUGAGGAAAGAGGCAGGGCAUCUGUGCCUUGCAAAUUCUCCCAGCAAUAUAGAUCGGUGGGAUUUCAUGCUGCCACGGCUCCCUUUGAAAAAUCCUUUCGACUGGCUCCCUGAGGCUGCUUUGUGUCUUUCCCUUCCUCCCUUUUUUCUACACGCCAGGCAACUCUUCUCUCCUCCUGUCUGAGUUGCUUGACGUAUCAUAAUGUUGCUGACCAUUACCCAUGCAAUGUUUUUCAGUGCUGCUGCCCUUUCCGAGGGCAAAUGCCUGAGGUCCCUGCUCCCAUGCUCCAAGGUUGCCAGUCAGCAAAAAAAAAAAAAGUCUAGAUAGGGUCUUCUGUGUAGAUGUCUCUUGAACAGAGUUCCUUGUAGCACUGAUCCUGAGGCCUUGGGCCUGUCAGAAAUGGCUCCUCACACAAGGAGAGGCAGAACUGAACAUUUCUCACAGCCGGCCUCAGCUGCUGGGAGAGGAGACUGAGAGACUGUAUUACCAAGACUCAGGCAGGACCCCCCAAAACAGCAGCACAGAUGGCGAGGCUUCCUCAGCAUCUGCCCCAGGAAGUGUGUGAGAUGCAGCUGAAGCCAGCUCGACCAAAGACCAGAUGGUCCCUUUGCUCUCCCCCUUCUAAUUGUGUUGCUUCCCAUUUAUUUUUCAUAAAUGGACGGGGAACUUUUACAGUGAGCUUAAAAGGACUUGCUACUUGCUGUGUGUAUGACCAUCCCAUUUCGGCUUCUAGGAGCUUCUCAAGGCUCCCCUCCCCACGCUGUUUCCCAAACAUGCAUAAGUUUUAAAGUCCCUCCCACAUCACUGUCAACUCUCGUAAACAGCAGGGUUGGUUUUGUUGCUAAAUUUCUGGCCAGAUGCAAGUAAAUGGUACAGGGGCCUCCUUGCCUGCAGCUACCUUUGCACCAAAGACAAAAGUUUUGCAGGGGGAAUUCAUAGCAGGCAGACAAGGCAGGAAGGCAGAGCAGAAGUCCUUGAACAUGAAGGCCAUCCUUGUGACACCUGCAAGGCCCUACCCAGAGCAGCCUCCACAAUCCUGCAGAGUUUGGGUCUUCUGCCUUUUCCAAAAUAAUGUUUUGAGGGAUUCCUUAUCUAACAGUCUCUCUCACUCACUCCUGGUUCUUCCCUCCCUGCUCCUAGAAUCACUCCUUCAAUACUCACUCCCUUUUCAUUCUCAGAUGCACUUUAAACACAUUUGUUCAUUUUGACCUUGAUUGCCAGCCCUCUGUGAUCAUUCCUUCAUGGAAUCAACUCCAAAACUAGCAGAGGUGGUUUUUGUUUUUUUAAGCAUCAUUAUUAAAUUAAGAGCACUUGCCAGCAUCUCUUCUGUGGAACAGGCACCGGAGAUCUGGAAGCUGAGCGAAUCCUCCCCUUCACUCUGGAGUGCCUUACGCCUCAUGAAUGUUACCUAACGGAGGGAGCAGAGUCGUGCCUCAGCUCCAUCCUGUAUCAAAAACUCUGCUGCUUGGCUGCAGCAGGCCACCAUGGCAGGAUUCUUGGGAUGCUCUGGAGCCUUCUGACCCUCUCUGGGUGUCGCUGGCAUCGACUGCUGUUGCUGCGCCUGCACCUCUGCAGAGAGUGUAUAUCUGUCUGGACUGGAAAACCAGGACGUUGGGAGAUGCCCUGCUCCUCUUCCAGUGGAAGUUCCCAAGGACUCCUGGUCCAAAGCGCACAAAGGCGGGGGAGCAGCUUCCUUUCCUGUCCAACCGGGAAGCCUGCAUCUUCAUCAUGCAGCAUUUCUGCAGAUAUAUUUCCUGUCCCACUUUGGUUUUCAAUGCUACCUGGUUUGUAUAUCAAUAAACAGUUGUUUUACCUAC
Molecule: messenger RNA, 6160 nt
Organism: Podarcis muralis (Common wall lizard)
Lineage: Eukaryota; Metazoa; Chordata; Lepidosauria; Squamata; Lacertidae
Gene: PDPR
Product: pyruvate dehydrogenase phosphatase regulatory subunit
Cellular component (GO): mitochondrion
Molecular function (GO): protein binding
Source: RefSeq, a predicted model, not a curated record